Messenger RNA from Helobdella robusta, 1050 nucleotides. RefSeq lists its product as hypothetical. Gene Ontology annotation, cellular component: nucleus. The record is from RefSeq and is a predicted model, not a curated record. The transcript has 6 exons. Gene Ontology annotation, biological process: chromatin remodeling. The coding region runs from base 1 to 1050 and encodes 349 amino acids. Lineage: Eukaryota; Metazoa; Annelida; Clitellata; Rhynchobdellida; Glossiphoniidae.
AUGGCUUGCCGCCUUGCGGCUAUACCCUCGCUUGGGAAAGGCUUGGGAGUAAACCCAGUUAAAAAUCUAGCCAGGAUAGUUGGCUACGAGGAUAAAACUGCACCGCAGUUUCAUCCAAACUUCUGCGUCCACACUGGUCGCUCGGCGUGUCUCAACUCGUUGUGCCUGCUGAUACCGACCCCUGUGGAGGAGAGAGGUGACAAAGCAGCCCUAUUCAGGGAUGCACUGCUUUCUCCAACCGGAGAGGGAACUAAAAAAUCUGUCCUAAAAAAAGCUAGCCAGUAUGUUGCCGACCUUUGUCAUGAGCGUCGAUCUGCCAUUGUUGCGCGUGAACUUGCGCGUUAUGACAUCGAUGUUGCUGCGCUCAGCGAGACAAGAAUCUCUGCAGCAACACAGUUUGAGGAGAGAGGUGCUGGUUACACCUUCUUUUGCCAAGGUCAUCCUGCAGGUGAGGUGCGUACUGGUGGAGUGGGCUUUGCAAUUCGUAGCACACUCCUGAAAUCUGUACAUGAGGUACCUUAUGGUAUUUCACCACGCCUAAUGAGGAUGCAGCUCAACCUGGAGGGUGGUCACACUGCUACCUUGAUCAGCUGCUAUGCGCCAACGCUUGGAGCAACGUUUGAGGAGAAGAGCUUGUUUUAUGAGCAGCUCGACCACAUCUUGUGGCCAAAAGUGCUUGGACGAAAUGGAGUUGGUAGGGAAAAUUCAAAUGGAACCAUGCUCCUCGAAUUUUGUACAGAGCACAAUCUUGUGGUGACAAAUACAGUCUUCCAACAGGCUGACAGGAAGAAGACUAGCUGGAAACAUCCACGUUCAGGACACUGGCAUCUCAUCGACUACAUACUUAUCAGACAACGCGAUCUUCGUCUCGCUCGUCUAACUACAGCGGUGCGAGCAUCAACAAUGUGGUCAGAUCAUCGCCUCAUCAAGAUGUCGGUGUUUCUUACUGUUAAACCAGUCAGAAGGCAUCACAAAACUGUAAGGAAAGCCAAUCUGGAUGUGACUCGGCUAACAGAACCCUGUUUAUUCGUCUGGUGUCACAUGUUUUGA